This is a messenger RNA of Vitrella brassicaformis, 929 nucleotides long. Lineage: Eukaryota; Vitrellaceae. The record is from the annotation of a GenBank genome assembly.
GCUUUCCCCCCAGUCAUGUUGCCGCUCGUUGUGCCGUUCAUCUUGGCCUGCCUGAGCCACACUGAUGCAUUCACUUGGAGAUCUCCCGUUUCGUGGCAUCAUGAUGCGAGGCGGUCUGCGGCGCGGCCUCUGCAGGCGUCUCUGCGGGGGUUGCAGCAGAUCGAUGCCACGCUGAGGCUCAAAGAGGGGGUCCAGGAGGUGCUCACGGACCUCCUUUCUCAGGAGAAGAUGACCAGCGAGGUACGAGGGAGGCACAUGGUGGGUCACACAUCCUUAAGAUGAGAUGCGCAAUUUUUUUGGAUGUGAGCGUUUCCUUCCCUCAGGUGUGCCAGGUGACAACGGCUGAGUCGGCAGAGUUCACCGGUGGGCACUUACACACAGCAGCGAACUCUCGCGGACAGAUCUUCCGUUGGUUGCCUCUCAUGUGUUCUUGAUUGAGGUAUUCAGGACUGCUGUUUGAGCCUCAGCCAUACAGCAUAUCGACUCGCCACGGGAUGCCGCAGGAGAUGGAGCACUACCAUUUCGACCCAUCCUACGCCAUCGUCACCGUCCCCGCCACCAUUAUGUUCAAGGCCAAGUGCCUCAGCCCAUCACGACUGUGUGCCGUCUUCAAGGUCAGCGAGUGUGUCUUAAAACAGGAGGGGAGCAAGCGAUUGAUUGAUUGUGGGUCUCUGGGUGCAGGUGUCUGGCGUGAAGGACCUCAGCAAGGUGACGCCAAAGACUUCUUCGCUAUCGUCGCUUGAGCAGCCUCCUGCGACAGCCGGACAAGACAGGAAGGUGGUUGAUGUUGAUGAGAGUGACAGUGGUGGGUUGCCAUGGGCGUCUGACGAGGGGGACGAGGCCUUGCUUGAUGAUCUUACCGUGCCCUACACGGUGAAAUGAGGAGGGCGGGCUGAUUGACGGCAGAAUGCAUUUAUGUAGUACGUACG